CUGCGUGAGGAGCGGAGUCAGCCCGAGAGAGGGUCAGGGUGGGGAGGUCUGUGUGAGGAGGGGUGGAAUGGAGUCGACUCUGGAGAGGAUCAGCUGCAGGCAGGCGUUGUUACAGAGAGGAGGGUACCCUGGAGAGAGCUAAUGUGAGGACGGAAUUGAUCUAAGGCAGUCUUUGUGGGAGAUCAUUGAGUGUUCCAUAUAAAUUGUUACCAAGUGUGGUGACUCAUUUGCGGGUUUGGAGGGCAGUUUAAUGUUGGAGAAUCACUGAGUGAGAGGAUUACUUGAAUUAUUAAUUGGCUUCGUUCAUCAGUGAUGGGGGAGGGGGCAGCAGUGUCUUGAGUGGUUGGGGGAGGGUCCAUGGAGAGUCAUUGUUGCAAAUUAGGGAAAGAAGGGAGUAUGAGUGAGUUGGUAGAACAAGGGCUUCAGCCCAAUUCAUCCGUGUCAGAAUAAGGGUCUGUGUGAAGGAUUAAACGCUGCAUUCAGAAAGAAUUUAGGGGUCCACUGUGGAGGGUGAGAAGAAGCUAGUGUUGGUUGCCUGAGGAGUUUUACUGUGUUGAAAAUAUUCCUGCCUGGACUCUGUAUUGAUGUGUCCCCUUCACCACUAAUGGUGCCCUCCAUUAAGUGCAUGGUGUUUAAGGAAAUUAGAGGACUACUGCAAACAGCCCUAAAUUCUAAGGGACCAAGAAGUUACACAGUUUACCCUCUCUUCUGCCCCACCCUCUCUUCUCACCUACUUAUCUUCUCCCCUCCUCCCAUCCUCCCUUUUUUCCGUCAUUUGCAUUGAUUCGGCCUUGGGAGUGAGAUUGCUUUAGCCUAGUGUAGAGUGUGAAGUUUUCUUUUGCAACAAAGUAUUGAAGGAAAGGCGGAUGGGAAGAAGGGCCUGGAAAACAGGGGAAUGGCUCUUGGAAUACCAUAUUAAAUCCCAGCUUCUCUCAAAGGAAUCAACAGCAGCCUUCCAUGAGGAACUGCCUUUUCCACUUGCUGCUGGAGUUAAUGGUGUUUCCUGCUGGCAGAAUCAGGGACAUGCCAGCACUAGCGGGAUGAGUGGGUGCUCCGGCGGGGAUGUGGUCGUUGCCGGCCAGUGAGGGCGAGAGUGCCACGGCCCACUUCUUCCUUGGAGCUGGAGAUGAGGGGCUGGGCACCCGUGGAAUAGGCAUGAGGACAGAAGAGAGUGACAGCGAGCUCCUUGAGGAUGAGGAGGAUGAAGUGCCUCCUGAACCUCAGAUCAUUGUUGGCAUCUGUGCCAUGACCAAGAAAUCCAAGUCCAAGCCAAUGACCCAAAUCCUAGAGCGACUUUGCAGAUUUGACUACCUAACUGUUAUCAUCCUGGGAGAAGACGUGAUCCUCAACGAACCUGUGGAAAACUGGCCAUCUUGCCACUGCCUCAUCUCUUUCCACUCCAAAGGAUUUCCUCUGGACAAAGCUGUUGCUUACUCCAAGCUGCGAAACCCCUUUCUUAUCAAUGACUUGGCUAUGCAGUAUUACAUCCAGGAUAGGAGGGAGGUGUACCGGAUCCUGCAGGAGGAAGGUAUUGAUCUGCCUCGAUAUGCUGUGCUCAAUCGUGACCCUGCCCGGCCUGAGGAGUGCAACCUGAUAGAAGGUGAAGACCAGGUAGAGGUAAAUGGAGCUGUCUUUCCCAAGCCCUUUGUGGAGAAGCCAGUGAGUGCAGAGGACCAUAAUGUUUACAUCUACUACCCCAGUUCAGCCGGAGGAGGAAGUCAGCGCCUCUUCCGAAAGAUUGGCAGCCGAAGCAGUGUUUACUCUCCUGAGAGCAGCGUCCGAAAGACAGGAUCAUACAUCUAUGAGGAGUUUAUGCCAACAGAUGGCACAGAUGUCAAGGUAUAUACAGUGGGGCCAGAUUAUGCCCAUGCUGAAGCCAGAAAAUCUCCAGCUCUCGAUGGGAAGGUCGAACGAGACAGUGAGGGGAAAGAGAUUCGAUAUCCAGUCAUGCUGACUGCCAUGGAAAAGCUGGUGGCCAGGAAAGUCUGUGUAGCUUUUAAGCAAACAGUUUGUGGUUUUGACCUUCUUCGUGCCAAUGGUCACUCCUUUGUGUGUGAUGUCAAUGGCUUCAGUUUUGUCAAGAAUUCGAUGAAAUACUAUGAUGACUGUGCCAAGAUCCUGGGGAACACCAUCAUGCGGGAGCUUGCUCCACAGUUCCAGAUCCCAUGGUCCAUCCCCACAGAGGCUGAGGACAUUCCCAUUGUCCCUACCACAUCUGGCACUAUGAUGGAACUCCGUUGUGUCAUUGCAAUUAUCCGUCAUGGAGAUCGUACUCCCAAGCAGAAAAUGAAGAUGGAGGUGACACAUCCAAGAUUUUUCAGUCUGUUUGAAAAACAUGGUGGCUACAAGACAGGGAAAUUAAAACUGAAGCGGCCUGAGCAGCUACAGGAGGUGCUGGACAUCACAAGGCUGUUACUGGCUGAACUGGAGAAAGAACCAGGUGGUGAGAUCGAGGAGAAGACUGGGAAACUAGAGCAGCUGAAGUCUGUGCUGGAGAUGUAUGGUCAUUUCUCAGGCAUCAACCGGAAGGUGCAGUUGACUUACUACCCUCAUGGAGUAAAAGCUACUAAUGAGGGGCAAGAUCCACAGCGGGAGGCCCUAUCCCCUUCUCUGUUGCUGGUACUGAAGUGGGGUGGAGAACUGACUCCUGAUGGCCGUGUUCAGGCUGAGGAGCUGGGAAGAGCUUUUCGCUGCAUGUACCCUGGAGGACAGGGUGACUAUGCUGGCUUCCCUGGUUGUGGGCUGCUUCGUCUCCAUAGCACUUUCCGCCAUGAUCUCAAGAUCUAUGCCUCUGAUGAGGGCCGUGUCCAGAUGACUGCUGCUGCCUUUGCUAAGGGCCUUCUGGCUCUAGAAGGGGAGCUAACACCCAUUUUGGUACAAAUGGUGAAGAGUGCCAACAUGAAUGGGCUACUGGACAGCGAUGGCGAUUCCUUGAGCAGUUGCCAGCACCGGGUGAAGGCUCGACUGCACCAUAUUUUGCAACAGGAUGCACCCUUUGGUCCUGAGGAUUAUGAUCAGCUCGCUCCCACUGGAAGCACUUCCCUCCUCAACUCCAUGGCUAUUAUCCAGAAUCCUGUAAAGGUCUGUGAUCAGGUAUUUGCCCUGAUUGAAAACCUCACUCAUCAGAUCCGGGAAAGGAUGCAGGACCCCAAGUCUGUAGACCUGCAACUCUACCACAGUGAGACUCUAGAGCUCAUGCUACAGCGUUGGAGCAAGCUGGAGCGUGACUUUCGACAGAAGAGUGGGCGCUAUGAUAUCAGUAAGAUCCCUGACAUCUAUGACUGUGUCAAGUAUGAUGUGCAGCACAAUGGAAGUCUGGGACUUCAAGGCACAGCAGAGUUACUACGUCUCUCUAAGGCCCUGGCUGAUGUGGUCAUUCCCCAGGAAUACGGGAUCAGUCGGGAGGAGAAACUGGAAAUUGCUGUGGGCUUCUGUCUUCCACUGUUGCGGAAGAUACUACUUGACCUGCAGAGAACCCACGAGGAUGAGUCUGUCAACAAGCUGCAUCCCCUGUACUCUCGAGGGGUGCUCUCCCCAGGUCGCCAUGUUCGAACACGUCUCUAUUUCACCAGUGAAAGCCAUGUCCAUUCCCUACUCAGUGUAUUCCGUUAUGGGGGACUUCUUGAUGAGACCCAGGAUGCACAAUGGCAGCGAGCUUUGGCUUAUCUUAGUGCCAUUUCAGAGCUCAACUAUAUGACCCAGAUUGUCAUCAUGCUUUAUGAGGACAACACACGGGAUCCCUUAUCAGAGGAGCGGUUCCAUGUGGAGCUACACUUCAGCCCUGGAGUGAAAGGUGUUGAGGAAGAAGGCAACGCCCCAACUGGCUAUGGAUUCCGUCCAGCUUCUUCUGAGAAUGAAGAGAUGAAAGCAGACCAAGGCAGCAUGGAGAACCUGUGCCCAGGGAAGGCAUCGGAUGAGCCAGACCGGGCAUUGCAGACUUCACCUCAGCCCCCUGAGGGCCCUGGCCUCCCAAGGAGAUCACCCCUCAUUCGUAACCGAAAAGCCGGCUCCAUGGAGGUCAUGAACAUGCAGUGCACGGGGAACCUGGACCUGAUCCCCUUGCGGGGACGGCGCCGCAGGAGGUCAGGAGACCUCCCCCGGCCUUCCCCAGCCAUCGGCCUACAGCCCCGGGCUGUGUCCACCACUCACCUGGCAUCCUGCACACAGGUGCUUUCUGAGACUUCAUCCUCGAGGCCUGGUGGCUACCGGCUGUUUUCAUCUGCACGGCCACCAACGGAGAUGAAGCAGAGUGGCCUAGGCUCACAGUGCACAGGGCUGUUCAGCACCACAGUGCUGGGUGGCUCCUCCAGCGCUCCGAAUCUUCAGGACUACGCCCGCAGCCAUGGCAAAAAGCUACCACCUGCCAGUCUCAAGCACCGAGAUGAGCUCUUGUUUGUCCCGGCCGUAAAACGAUUUUCUGUGUCGUUUGCAAAGCAUCCGACUAACGAGCUGCUGGAUGACCAGCACCCUGUGGUCCGGUUGCUGCGCAGUUUUUCCUCUGACUGUCCAGGGGGCCGGCCAGUCUCCUUGGAUGCCACGCUGGCGCAUCACCUGCACCAGUGCUCCUACCACCUGCGCCUCUUCCGGAACUGGCUGCGCUCAGGCCAGGAUGACCCCGAGUGCCUCUACGGAUUUGAAGGGUGUUCCAUGGUGCCUACCAUAUACCCUCUGGAAACACUGCAUAAUGCCCUUUCCCUGCGUCAAGUGAGUGAAUUCCUGAGUAGCGUCUGCCAGCGCCACACUGAUGCCCAAGCACAGGCAUCUGCAGCCCUCUUUGACUCUAUGCACAGCAACCAGGCCUCAGAUAGCCCAUUUUCCCCACCCCGUACUCUGCAUUCACCUACCCUACAACUCCGGCAGCGCUCUGAGAAGCCCCCUUGGUACAGCAGUGGUCCUUCCAGUACUGUGUCCAGUGCUGGUCCUUCCUCCCCUACUGCAGUGGAUGGUAACUGCCAUUUUGGCUUCAGUGAUCAACCUUCUGUAAGUUCACACAUGAUUGAAGAACAUCAAGGCCUUGGGAUGCUCCCUGGGAAUGGAGAACAAGAGUUCCCUAUUGAAGGGAUGCAAGAGCCUAUUGAACCAAGCCAGUCUUCACAGGAACCACCUGUGGAAACCAGCCAGCCAUGCCAGGAAGUUUCUGAGGAGAUCAGUCAGCCAUGCCAGGAGGUCCCUGACAUCAGCCAGCCAUGCCAAGACAUCCCUGAAGAGUUCAGCCAGCCAUGCCAGGAGGUCCCUGUCAUCAGCCAGCCAUGCCAGAAGGAUCAUGAUAAUGUUAACCAGAUAUGCCAGGAGGUCCCUCAAAUCCACCAGCCAUGCCAGAAGGCGAGCCAACUGUGCCAGAAAAUCUCUGAGGAAGCUUGCCAUCUUUGCCAGGAGAACCCUGAGGAGGUCAGCCGGCCAUGCCAGGAGGUCUCUGUGGAGGUUGGCAGGCUGGCCCAUGGGUUCCCUGUAGGGGUUGGUGGCCUGGUCCAGGAAAUUGGUGUAGAAGUUGGCAAGCCAGCCCAAGAGAUCCCUGAGGAGCUCAGCGAGUCAUGCCAGUUCUUUGUAGAGGUUGGCAGGCUAAUCCAAGAGGCUUCUGCAAUCAAUCUGUUGUCUCAGGACAUUCCUGAGGUAGAUAAACCAUCUCAAGAGUUUCCUGGGGAGGAUGAUCUGCAGGUACAGGAGGUCCCUGAGGUUAAUCAGCAGUCCUGGGUGGUCCCUGAGGUGACUGACCAGCUGCCUGGAGAGGAUAUUCCCCAAGCCCAGUAUCAAUCUAGUGAUCCAAACCCUCAGAGCCAGUCUCUAGCCUGUAACCAGCACUCACCCCUUCCACCAGCAACAUGUGAUUAAUCGUGUUCUCAUUAGUGGUGUCACACUAUACCAGCUAUUUGAGCUAGCAACUUUUUCUGUUGGCUAACUCACCUACCAGUGUAAGACCUUGGAUCUCACCAGAGGUGUCUGAGGAAGCAGUCCUCUUGGCAUGAAGCCAAGAACUGUGCCCGAGCUGGGCUUGGAGGGGAGCCAAUUUCAUGUUCAAAGCAACCAAUGACUCCUCAUAUGGCCAUUAGACUUGAAUAGGAUUUCCAUAAAGGGGUGGGCUGAAGUAUCAUUACCCAACAUCCUCUGAGCAUCCCAAGAAAUUCCAGAUUGUUAAAGGAAAUGCCACUUAACUGCUGAAGACACCAUCCGGGGACAUCAAGUGCAAAAGGGGACUCCCGGGUCUCCGCUUUCUGGGGAAAUAUUCACAACUUCUCAAGGUACCCUUAGACCAUAUGUGCAUUCAGGAAAAUUUUUGUCUUUGCUAGCACUCCUCAGGUGGGCCUAGGAUGGCUGUCUGAAAUGUCUGGGGAGGGGGGCGGAAAGAGAGUCCCUUUCCCAAACAAACAUCCAUUGUGGCCAUUAAUCUUUAGAUUGGGUUUAUGGGUGUUUUAUAUAACAUCGCAAGUUCCCCCUCUGCCCCAGUAGUGUUCCUCUGGGCAAUAGCUCUAGGGAAAAAUAGGUAUUAGAUUGCUGUGAAAAUUUUAAGAGUAACUACUUAAAAUGCCCUGGGGGUUCUUGGCCAAUCUGUGAAGCUGGGUCUCCUUUUGUUGUGGGGCUACUUGGCUUAAGAGAUGCUGUAGCAGAGAAAAUCAGGUUCUAUUUUAAGCAAUCAGCAGAGAUCAAUAUUGUACAGACAUGAGGAAAGAUUAUAUAUAUUUCUGUAGUAGUGCCAGGGACAGACUGGCCAAAGACCAAACACUCCAGGGUCCCCAAGAGGUUUUUCGUUUUAUCGUUAUGUCUUUAGGGUCAGGUGUGAUUAUGAAGCUUUUCCCAAAGAUAUGGGGAUGGGAAUGGGCAUGGGUAGGAGGAAUAAUGCAGUCAUUGCAGUGGGGUGGCCAGAACAUUAUGAGUGCUCAAUAAAUAUGAAAUAAUAAAAAUGUU
This is a messenger RNA of Leopardus geoffroyi (Geoffroy's cat), 6900 nucleotides long. It is a transcript of the gene PPIP5K1, whose product is annotated as diphosphoinositol pentakisphosphate kinase 1. Bases 1063 to 5829 code for a protein of 1588 amino acids. Lineage: Eukaryota; Metazoa; Chordata; Mammalia; Carnivora; Felidae. The record is from RefSeq and is a predicted model, not a curated record. Gene Ontology annotation, cellular component: cytosol. The transcript has 33 exons. Gene Ontology annotation, molecular function: diphosphoinositol pentakisphosphate kinase activity; inositol hexakisphosphate kinase activity; 5-diphosphoinositol pentakisphosphate 1-kinase activity. Gene Ontology annotation, biological process: inositol phosphate biosynthetic process; inositol metabolic process.